Molecule: messenger RNA, 3570 nt
Organism: Necator americanus (New World hookworm)
Lineage: Eukaryota; Metazoa; Nematoda; Chromadorea; Rhabditida; Ancylostomatidae
Exons: 33
Coding region: 1-3570 (1189 amino acids)
Biological process (GO): cellular response to starvation; negative regulation of autophagy
Cellular component (GO): lysosome; nucleus; cytosol
Molecular function (GO): GTP binding; protein phosphatase regulator activity; GTPase activity
Source: RefSeq, a predicted model, not a curated record
AUGUUAUAUGGUAUAUGCCGUGCAGGAAAAAGUAUCAAGGUUACACCUGCAGCGUGCCCACUGAAUUUGACGGACCAAAGUUAUAUUUCUGUCAAGCCUUUGUUUAACUUAGAAUUUUUAUUCCCUGCUUUAGUCAGUUCUUCCACAGCUUCUUUGUUCUUGAUGUUUUGGGAAGAGGAGAAAAAACUAGGCGAAACAAGGGACGAAACUAUCGAAUCCUAUGUCUGCUCAAAUAGAUUGAAGGAUAUCCUAGAACUUCCAUAUACAUUACAGGAGUUAUGGGGAGGAAACAGACAGUUAAUAGAUUAUUUCUGUCGUGAUGAUGUGCUCAAAGAGUUGGCCAAUACAGCUCUUCGCCCGAAAAUUGACGAUUCGCAGCCAAUCAAAACUCAGUACAAGCUUUCAAACGCUUGCAUGGAAAUCUUGACCUUGCGAAACAACAACGAAAUCACGGACGCAUUCCUUGAAAGCGAUGAGGCCAUGAAACCCGUAAAAGAUUUUUUCGUUGAUAAUCCCUCUAGAAAUCAUCUAGUUUGUGGAUUUUUCAUGCGAAUUGUCCAGCAUCUGUUCCAUAGAUCUCUUAGCAAGACAUUGGAUAUCUUGUCUUCAUGUGACUUUAUAUCUAACUGCGCAUCUAAUUUACGAAUGGGUGCAAUAAGCGAGUUGCUUCAAAACAUAGUCUGGAUUCCAGAGAUUGCUGAUGAUUUUUUGAAAAUCAAAGAGUGGUACGUGAAGGAAGGUUUGUGCAUGAAAAUAGUGGACCUGCUAGAUCCCAGUCAAGCUGUGUGUGUGCACGAGAACGUGAUGGAAUUAUACACAAAUUUAGUUCGAAACACCAGAGAUCAGAUGUAUGCGUUAGAUGUAAAAACCGAUGUUUUGAAUGACGAAUUGCAGUCGGAAAAUCUGAUGUCUAUAUUGAUGAAAAAGAUUUUCUUGCGGGAUGAAAAUGGAGCUGUGAAUUCAUCUGUAACGCGUAAUAUCUGCGAAAUACUCAUCUGCCUUCUAAGCUCCAACCAUAUUCUUUUUCGACCAAGUCACACCUUGUACAAAGAGUUCAACGGUGAAAUUCAAUGGGUUGGAGGAAAUCCGUCGGCAGCGCUUGGACAAAGCGAAGGAUCGAAGGAGGCCGAAGAAAGGUUAUGGUGUCCUGACUCCUCCCGAAUCACAGAGACGGUUGUAGCAAGCUACACGGGCGAACUAAUAAAUUUGGUUGUUGAGGAGUUGAAGGCGAAUAUUGAUCCUGUUGAUGAGACCUGGUAUUAUAUUCUGCGUUUAAUUGUGGAGUUGUGUGACACAAACCAUCUGCCUACGCAUGAAACACUUGCAGAACAACUCGAGAAAUGUGAUAUUAAAGAGUUGUUCCUGUCUGUCUGGCAUCAUCCACGAUGUUCUGUUCUUCAUGGAUUGAUACAAAGGAUUGUAUCCUUCAUCUUAUUCUCGGUGAUGGAUAAGCCUUCUCCACUUAUUGCUCAUUUAUUUAAAAAAGUAAAUCUCUUGGAAAUGUUGCGCCACGGUGUCGAUCCUCAGUGUGUUCUUCCGAAAAUUGAUCUGUAUUCGCUUCGAACACACCAUGUCCAUAUAGCGCUGGCUAUCGAGCAAGCAAGAAAAACUUCAACGAACAAGGAAACAAUUGAGGAGCUCAUAGAGGGUUGCACAUUCUGGAAGGAAGUUGUAACUAAGGUUGAUGAAUGGCUGACCUGGAAUCUUCCGGAUCCCGAUGUAGCUAAUGUUCGGCCAUCUCUACAUCAUGAGAAUAUUGGAGAAGUAAUGGAUGAUUUCGAGCGCCAGAUUGGAGCAACUCAACAACAUGUCCUGCACGAGUUCAAAACUCAAACCGUUUGUGUCCCUAUGACGGAUGUGUUUGAUACAGCGCUAGGAGAGCUACCAGUAACCUCGGAGACCAAAGGAUUUUCAGUCCACGGGAUACAUGUGCGUAGUGUGGAUAUGGAUCUGGAAGAGAACGAUGUAGAUGAGAGCAAAUUUGAGGAGGUGUGCGCCCCGAAGAAAUGCACGCUCCUAGACGACUGGCCGCAAGUAAAUGCCGACAAAUCAGCUGGCGACAACUGGACUGGAGUGAAGAAGUCAAAUGGAGAAGCUGCUUUUGAUUGGCUGGAUAAUUCUAAGAACUCGAAAUUCAAUGAUGCUAAUAGUUUCCCGGUUCAGUGGAAUGAGAUGCCAACUAAAGGAAAUGGUUCAGACGCAGAUGAUUGGGCUUGCUUUCCACAAGAUAGCAGUACCCCAAAGAAAUCUGAAGAUGAAGAUGAAUGGGCUGAUUUUUCGACGAUGAAGAACAACCGUAGUCUUGCGUCGGACAGAUAUAGUGACUGGCCUGGAGCUGAUUCAGAGAACACAACUUGGUCGAGCUCGAAGGAAACUGAAACAGCGGAUCCUGUUUUGGCUGGAUUUGCGUCUGGGGUUAUAAAUUCUUUGGACGAAAACUCAUCAGCAUCAGCGAAUCAGAGCGACAAGUGGUUGCGAUCGAGGUGGAAAACUGCUCUACUCCACCCGGCUGUCGAGAUGUCAUCGAAAAGAAAAGUGUUGUUGAUGGGCAAGAGCGGAUCAGGAAAGACAAGCAUGCGUUCCAUCAUAUUUGCCAAUUAUAUUGCACGUGACACGUCCAGAUUAGGACCAACUAUGGAGGUGGAACACGCGCAUGUCCGAUUCCUUGGAAAUCUUGUUUUGCAUUUGUGGGACUGUGGUGGACAGGAAACGUUCAUGAACAACUAUCUUACUUCACAAAAAGAUCAAAUAUUCAAGAAUGUACAGGUGUUAAUUUAUGUUUUCGACGUCGAAAGUAGAGAAUUCGAAAAGGAUCUCGGUUAUUACCAAUCUUGUCUUGAAGCGCUUUUACACAACUCACCCAAUGCUCAGGUGUUCUGCCUUAUCCAUAAAAUGGAUCUUAUUGAAGUUGAUCAUCGAGAUAAGACGUUUGAAGACCGAGCAGCCCUCGUACUAAAAUUCAGUGAGUUAGCUGCAGGCGCAGACCGUGUGAACGCCGUUUGUCAAUGCUUCCGUAGUAGCAUAUGGGACGAAACGUUAUACAAGGCAUGGUCAGCAAUUGUAUAUAAACUGAUUCCAAACGUUAGCAUAAUGGAGCAAAAGUUGAAACAGUUUGCUGCCAUACUUGAUGCUGACGAAGUCAUGCUUUUCGAAAGAGCAACAUUUCUUGUGAUUGCUCACGCGGAAAUGACGGAGCAUCGUGAUAUGCAUAGAUUUGAGAAAGUCUCUAAUAUUAUUAAGCAGUUCAAGCUCAGUUGUAGCAAAAUGGGCUCACAAUUCGAGUACAUGCAUGUAAGGAAUAGCCGUUUCGCUGCAUUUAUUGAUGCAUUCACUCCGAACACCUUUAUAAUGAGUCGAAGUAGCUUAUUAUUAAGUAAAUGCCAACGCCGUCGGCGUCGUUUAUCCACAAACAGUCUCAUUUUGAGUUUCAGGGAUUCACCACUAGGGCUGUCACGCUCAUUGGAACCACUCAAAAACUGCUGCUUUGACGUAUGCAAUUCCAUUAAUAUGCGGGUUCAAAUUGUACAGGCUAUGAUUGUAACUAUUCCUUCAACUUUUCUGGAUUACUGA